This is a messenger RNA of Conger conger (European conger), 5164 nucleotides long. Its product is annotated as extended synaptotagmin-2-like. The transcript has 24 exons. NCBI's taxonomy places the organism in Eukaryota, Metazoa, Chordata, Actinopteri, Anguilliformes, Congridae. Gene Ontology annotation, biological process: lipid transport. The record is from RefSeq and is a predicted model, not a curated record. Bases 579 to 3281 code for a protein of 900 amino acids. Gene Ontology annotation, molecular function: lipid binding.
GAGAAGGGGGGCAGAACCAUGAACCCGCAGAGUAGGUUACGCGUGUUGGCGAAAUCAACCCAGUUUUUCAGUCAGGAUAUGCUUAGGAGGACGAUACGUCAGCAGCAAGGCACCAGCCGUCCGGAGGGCGCCACGCAGUGAACUGCACGAAGAUCCGUGGAUUCUGCGGGGAUUAUUAAUGUCGCAUACGGAAACGAAUAAUAGCCUACCUAUAUCAGCUGACGUUCAAAAAUAAGUAAUUCUUGGAGCAGAUAGCUACAGUAGUCAUCAUCUAGCUUGCGACGUGUACUGCUGGCUUGUACGACCCUUCCUCGCCUCUCUUGGCUGUCUGCAGGGAACCGGGGCUAUUCUAAAAGUAUGUGAUUGAACCUGUGUUGAUUUAAUCACUCAUAGCGCGUUAGCCAGCUAGGUCAGGGGGGUAUAAAAACCUGAUAGCCUGACACCUUUCUACAUAACCAGGCGAGGUAUAAAAGCGUUCGCGCGGUUGCGAUUAUUUAACAACACCAGUUGACUUUUAUUUUCUUGUUCGCUCUUGAAAUUCUCGACGUUUGUUCCGAAACUUUUUGGGCAGGGUCAAAAUGAGUGGUGAGGCGACGACUGCGUCGCUCGGACCGGACUCCUCGGGAAUUCCGAGGGAAAAGGGACGAAAUGCUCCCGUCGACCCGAAAACGAACGUCCAAGCCCCGGCGGACUUCGACGACGAGUCGGACUCAUCCCUCACGGAUGUCAAGCAAAUGUGGAUAAGAUUUGCCAAGACGUUCGGCUUCCUUUUACCAAUUUAUAUACUGGGAUAUUUCGAGUUCAGCUUCAGUUGGAUUUUAAUUGGACUCGCCGCCUUUUUCUGGUGGAAGAGAAAUAAAGGAAGUAAACAGGACAGGAUAAGCCGAGCGUUUGCAUUUUUGGAAGAAGAAGACAGAGCGACACGCCAAAGUGUAACAACCGCCGAUCUUCCACCAUGGGUGCACUUCCCAGAUGUGGAGAGAGUGGAAUGGCUAAACAAGACGGUGAAGCAGAUGUGGCCCUACAUCUGCCAGUUUGUGGACAAGCUGUUCCGCGAGACCAUCGAGCCGGCGGUGAAGGGCGCCAACCCCCACCUCAGCAGCUUCUGCUUCAGCAAGAUCGACAUGGGGGACAAGCCCCUGAGAGUGAAUGGAGUGAAGGUCUACACGGAGAACGUGGACAAGCGCCAGAUCAUUAUGGACCUGCAGAUCAGCUUUGUUGGGAAUACGGAAAUCGACUGUGACAUAAAGAAGUACUACUGCAGGGCGGGAAUUAAGAGCAUCCAGCUUCACGGAGUCCUGAGGGUGAUCAUGGACCCACUCCUGGGAGACAUGCCGCUGAUCGGCGCCGUCUCCGUCUUCUUCCUGAAGAAGCCUCUGCUGGACAUUAACUGGACGGGGCUCACCAACAUGCUGGACAUUCCAGGCCUGAAUGGCCUGUGUGACAACUUGAUCCAGGACAUCAUCUACGGCUACCUGGUCCUGCCCAACCGCAUCACCAUCCCCCUGGUGGGCGAAGCCAAGAUGGCCCAGCUGCGCUUCCCUGUUCCCAAGUCGGUGCUGAGGGUGCACUUCCUGGAGGCACAGGAACUGGAAGCCAAGGACAAGUUCAUGGGGGGGAUGAUCAAGGGGAAGUCGGACCCGUACGGCGUCCUGGAGAUCGGCAACGUGCUCUUCCAGAGCAAGACCAUCAUGGAGAGCACCCACCCCCGCUGGAACGAGGUGUACGAGUUCUUGGUGUACGAGCACUCCGGACAGCAUCUGAAAAUUGAGCUGUUUGACGAGGAUACUGACAAAGAUGAUUUUCUGGGGAGCUUAAUGCUUGAUCUGGCGGAACUUCACAAGGAACAGAAAGUGGACAAGUGGUUCGAGCUGGGGCAGACGUCAACCGGGAAAGUGCACCUGAAGCUGGAGUCGCUGUCCCUCCUCUCCUCCCCGGACAUGCUGGACGAGACCCUGAUGUCCAUUAAAGCGGAUAAGGGCCAGGCAAACGACGGCCUAUCUUCAGCCUUGCUGUUCGUGUUCCUGGACUCUGCCCGGAACCUGCCGAGUGUCUUCGAGGGGACCUUGGGGUGUGGAUACUUAAAGGAACGGAGGGCUUCAGGCCUAGUCUUUUGUGAGAACACUACCUCACUGUAUAGAACACUAUUUCGAAACCCGUUAGAAUGCAACCACGAGGGCUUGAAGAAAAGCUCCGUGAGUAAGGCGCUGAAGUCAGGGAAGAAGGUGAGCAGCGACCCGAAUCCCUUCGUGCAGAUGAGCGUCGGACACAAGAUGUACGAGAGCAGGACCCGGUACAAGUCCAACGAGCCUCUGUGGGAGGAAACCUUCACCUUCCUCAUUCACAACCCGCGGAGCCAGGAGCUGGAGGUGGAGGUGAAGGACGCGAAGCACGAGUGUUCGUUGGGAACACUGACGCUCCCACUCACCUGCCUCCUGGAGGCCGAGGAGAUGACCCUGGACCGCCGCUUCCCCCUGAAGAACUCCGCCCCCAGCUCCACCCUCAAGCUGAAGGUCGCGCUCAGGGUGCUGUGUGUGGAGAAAGAGGCCCCGUCUGCGGAUAACCCCAACGCUGCCGCGACCAGACCGUCCGCCUCUGAUCCGCUGGACCCAGCCUUGGACACGCCCCUUUCGUCCGGGGCGUCCAAUUACAGCCAGGGGGAGGGGCUUGAGGGGCCCCACCCGGGGAGCCCCAUGCGGCUGGGCGGCUCCGGCCUCAGCACCUCCAACCUGGCCCUCUCCGGCUCCCAGCAGUACCUGGGCCACAAGGAGUCCACGCCCUCCAUCGCCUCCGAUAUCUCCAACCCCCUCGCCACCCAGGAGCUGCAGCAGAGGCUGCACCAGCUGCAGAAUGGGAGCCUCAGUCACUUCCCCCUGGGGGAGGUGCAGCUCACACUCAGACACUGCUCCCAGAGGAACAAGCUCAUCGUGGUGGUGCACGGCUGCAGGAACCUGAUCUCCUUCACAGACAGCGGCUCAGACCCGUACGUGCGGCUCUAUCUCCUGCCCGACAAGCGGAGGUCCGGCCGGCGGAAAACCCACACGCUGAAGAAGACCCUGAACCCCGUCUACGACCAGACGUUCGAGUUCAGCGUGUCCAUUGUUGAGCUGCACAGAAGGACUCUGGACGUGGCGGUGAAGAAUGGCGGCGGCCUGCUGUCCAAACACAAGGGCCUUCUGGGAAAGGUGCUGGUGGACCUGUCCUACGAAGAUAUCUCCAAAGUCUGGACGCAGUGGUAUGAACUCACGGAGGACGGGUCGAGAAGACAGAUCGACGCUUAAAGGACGCGGCAGGACACAACAGUGCCACCUGCCGUUCGCUUUCUGUCAUUACAGCGGAUGUAACCGGCUUUAUUUUAGAGUGUUACAUUUUAGCCAAUAGGCACAGCAUACUUUUUGUGUUGUUUCUAUUUUUUAAGAUAACACAUUACACACCGUGCGAUUGUACAUUGCUUUUUGGUAUUAUUCACUCAUGAGCAUCGCUUUAAAAAAAGGUAUUACCCCUAACCGCGCGUCACUCCGACCCCUCCUCAAAAAUAGGCUGCACUUUACUCGAGACGAAGGCGGUAAACAUGUGGUAACACCAGAACCAACCUCCUUCACGUGUGCGUGUGUGCUACAGGGAAACGAGCGGCGUCUCGAUGGCGGAAGUGCCAUCAAAAUUGCUUAGUGAUGGUCUGCCGACUCCAUUCAGCCAAUGGGCCGAAGGAACGCAUCGUGCGUUGACGUCUGAAAGGGUUGUUUUACGCAUUUAAUGUGCAAACGGUGCGAAGGACCGUGCUAAAGCCACAGAAUAACUGUUACAACGGCCCUCCGCCCUGUUUGUGUGACGUAGGGGAUGUACAACUUGUAAAUACGUUACUGUACGUGAAGAAGACGAGACGGAAGAAGUUAAGUUCAAACAAACAACAAACAUUUGAUAAUUUCCUUAGUCUAAAUCUACGCAGAAUCCAGUCGAACGAACUGGAAGGUUCUGUAGCCUACUGUUAGCAACACUAGCCACCAAAGAGACAAAAGUAUUUCAUUUUAUUGCCUUAUGUGGGUUUUAAGCCAAAUAUAUGUAUGUAUGUUUGCACAUUAUUCUUCUUGUUUUAAAUAUAUAUAAAUAUUAAUCAUCGAAUGGUAUUCGUUUUCUUUUUACUUCAUUGCACAGUAGUGAACCGUUAGUGGUUAAUCUGACAGAUUCAUGGCGGUUUUUAGCUCAUAGACGAAUGUCUGCUGUUCUGAUUUCUCAUCUUAAAAAGGGGCACUUCGCCCAUGUUCGAUGCUAUUGAAUUUUGUUACGCCCUCCACUGAUGGGAGUGCUUUAAAAUAAAUUGUUUUCUAAGUUGUGGCUGGUCCUGCAUCCGAAACGCGGCUGUAGCGAACCUGUGUGUCCCCGAGACAGUGUGUGGUUCCCAUGGUGACGCGAAACGCGUCAUUCCAGCAGAUUUCUUCCGAGCGUCAUGUUGUAAAUGUUUUUCCGUUAUCGGUGGACAGAUCAAUCUCAUGCAAUUGUUUUAUUUUAGGAUAAUAGAAUGAAACAUCUUUAUUACACCUAGCAUAUCUUUUUUUAUUAUUAUUAUUUGUUUAGGAUUCUCAGUUGAAAAUUGUAUGUUCAUUCAAAUGAUCCUAAAACCUUUCAAUUGAGAAAAUAUAGGCUAGGUGUAAAAAGUUGAAGUAAACAUUUUAGGUUUAUCCAAUGAAACACCCUUUCGUCAGUGCAGAUCGACAAAUGAACUCGUCAUUGAACUUGCCUAGUUACGUCUCAUCACGCUAUUAGUCUUAAGGAUAGCCUAGCAUUAAAAUGUGAGCACAUAGGCUAUUAUUUAGCGUAAGCGUGCUUAGCUUUGGUGUUCCAUCGCUGCAUAUCUAGGUUUACAUUACGAUGUACGAUUCGUCAUCGAAAUGAAGAGUCUCAUAUAUAAUAUAGUUUGAUUCUGUUAUUUUCACAGUGGGUCAAUGAUGGGUCACGGAACAUCAGUUUAUCACCUGUAGCUACAUUCUUUGUUACCUAGGUCUAUGUAAGCCCUCAAAAUAAAAACGUUCUCUUAAGGUAGGCCGACUUUUCAACUGUUUCAAUUGCAAGCCUCUUGCCUUCUCCAUGUAUUUUAUUUGACUUGUGCCUUAAAAAAAAUCAUGAUAUUGAAUUAUGUACGAGUAAAAAAAGAAGCUUUUAAAAUGUU